Molecule: messenger RNA, 1635 nt
Organism: Diabrotica virgifera virgifera (western corn rootworm)
Lineage: Eukaryota; Metazoa; Arthropoda; Insecta; Coleoptera; Chrysomelidae
Product: phenoloxidase-activating factor 1
Exons: 7
Coding region: 66-1484 (472 amino acids)
Biological process (GO): proteolysis
Molecular function (GO): serine-type endopeptidase activity
Source: RefSeq, a predicted model, not a curated record
GUUUAUAGGUAUAAUCAGUUAAAAUAAUAAGAAUAUUUUAGUUUACUAACUAACACCAAUCAGUGAUGAUGAAUUUUAAUACAAUUGUGUUUUGUGCAUUUUUGUACUGUUUUUUGAACUGCCUCGUGACAGAAGCGCAUAGGGGAGACCAAUGCAAUACACCAAAUGGAGAGACAGCUAUCUGUACGUCCCUUUACAGAUGUCCCCUACUUUUAAAAGCUAUGAGAAACCAAGUACCUUCACAGCUAAAAUUUGUGAGUAAAUCUCAAUGUGGAUAUGAUACUGUUCCCUUAGUAUGUUGUGGCACAAAAGUUGAUUACAGUAGAAAUCAAUCGACCACACGUGUUCCACUACGACGAAUUGCUCAGUUAAGACGAAAACGUGGAAGCACAUGUACUACGCCCAAUGGAGAAUUAGCAACAUGUGCAUCAAUUUAUGACUGUAGUCAUUUUGUGAAAGCAAUAAGAAAUCGCAUUCCAUCACAAUUAAACUUUGUGAAAAAGUCACAAUGCGGUUACGACACGGCACCUUUGGUUUGCUGUGGUUCUGCUAUCGAAUUUUCAACUACUAGAAAUCCACCUUCAGAUCCAGUGGGAAAUUCAAAUCCAGUGGGAAGAGUACUUCCAGCCGCUUUUACUAGAAGUUCAGCUCUUCCUGACAGAAGUACUUGUGGUUUUCAGAAAUCUGAUGAGAACGAAAAUGUAGAAGGACUUAUUUAUGGAGGAGUAGAGACCGAGUUGAAAGAAUUCCCUUGGAUGGCCUUAUUAGGUUACAGAACGAGAUACGGAACAACAAAGUGGGCUUGUGGAGGUACACUAAUUAGUCACAGAUAUAUCUUGACAGCUGCGCAUUGUGUUACAGGCGAGGUUUCAACCUCUGUUGGACAACUUACGUACGUCAAAUUGGGUGAACACGACAAGACUAAAGAAAGAGACUGCGAUAAGAAUGGAAAUUGUAACGAAAAACCUGUAAUUACUGGGAUUGAGAGAGUCAUGUUCCAUGAAAAGUAUGACGCUACUGACAGAACUAGUCCCAAUGACAUUGCUGUUUUACGCCUAAAUCAAAGGAUUACAUAUACAGACUUCAUUAGACCAAUUUGUCUUCCUGAGCCAAACGAAGGCUCCACUAUAGAUGACUAUCUAACAACUGCAGGAUGGGGUUUAACAGAACAUGAUGCAACAAAUGUCAAGCUCAAGGUUGAUCUUCCUUUCCGCACGAGAGACGAUUGCAUGACGGCCUUUAGAUCAGCCAGACUUAGGCUAACUGAGGCCCAAAUAUGCGCUGGAGGAGAAGAUGGAAAGGAUUCUUGUAAAGGUGACAGUGGAGGUCCCUUGAUGAAAAGAUCAAAUGACAAUUAUCUUCAGUGGUACCAAGAGGGAAUUGUUUCAUUUGGAAAUAAUUAUUGUGGUACAGCAGGAUUACCAGGAAUCUACACGAAGGUUUCAAGCUUCUUAUCAUGGAUUCACAGCCGAGUUAAAGAGUAGUGAUUAUAAAGUAUACCAUCUAAUUAAAACAAAUGUAUUCUUAAGAAUGAUUGAGCCUUUAGUAAUGUUUAUCAUUAGGAGCGAACUUUAAAUUAAUGUUUUGUAAAUUUAUUUUUAAUAAAAACUUCAAUCAAAAAAAUACCAAUAUGAA